Molecule: messenger RNA, 6217 nt
Organism: Asterias rubens (European starfish)
Lineage: Eukaryota; Metazoa; Echinodermata; Asteroidea; Forcipulatida; Asteriidae
Product: cadherin-23-like
Exons: 39
Coding region: 84-5771 (1895 amino acids)
Biological process (GO): homophilic cell-cell adhesion
Cellular component (GO): cell-cell junction; plasma membrane
Molecular function (GO): calcium ion binding
Source: RefSeq, a predicted model, not a curated record
GCAAGCUAAAACAUGCCUUCGAAGUUGAGAAUACUUGAUACUGAUUUUUUUCACGAUAGCCAAAUGCUUCUUUAGGAACACCGAUGAGCAACAUGCAGGGGUUGCAAGUCCUAUGCCUGUUGGUGGGAAUACAAAUGGUCGCACCGGCCCCACCUAUGUUUCAAUGUAAAUAUGAACAGAGGCCAGGCGAGUGUCGAGCCGAUGCCGAAAUAAACAUGGAUAAUGAACAAAUAGAGGAAACUGAUGCAGGAACAUACCUCUACACACUUGAAGCAUGGGAUGCUGAUAAUGAUACAGUCACCUUUGAAAUACUUCCGUACUAUACUGAUGAUUUACCCGAGUUUGAAGCUAAUGGCAUACACUACCUGCAAGUUAAUGAGACUAGUGGAGUUGUAACAUCAAAGGCUGUUAUUGAUUAUGAGAAAGUGCACACUCUUAGAUUUGGAUGGAACUUAACCGACUCGGGUGGAGAAGGGUUUGUACAGAAAUCGAUCGCAGUAACUGUGAAGAAUAUAAAUGACAACGAUCCUGUGUUCACAUCAAAGAGGUACCAGGUGGAUCCCAUUACUGAGAACUCACUGAAGCCUAAUGAAGGGAUAGCUACUGUAAUCGCCAAUGAUACAGAUAGUGAAGAAGGGAUCUUAUACGGUAUUGUGCAGGCUUACUCAGAUUGGCCUUGCAAUGGAGACAUCUUCAAAAUAGAUCCCACCACUGGAGUAAUUUCUUUGAACGAGAGUGAGUCCUUAGACUUUGAAAAAGUUUCCCUGUACACAAUCUGCGUCAACGCAACGGAUUCGGGGAAGCCUACAGGGAGUGGACCUGCAAACUUUGGCUAUGCCGAGGUUAUUUUGGCCAUUCUAGAUGCGCAGGAUACUGCUCCAGUAUUCAAGUCCUCAAACUACGACGGAGAAAUCUCUGAAGAUACCCCUGUGGGAUCUGUAAUUGCUACCGUCGCUGCCACAGAUGGGGAUAGAGGUGUACUUGUCGCAAACAAAAUCUCCUACAGCUUGGUUGGAGGAGAUGGAAAGUUUGGAAUGAACAACAAUUCUGGAAAAAUAAGCAUCUUGGAAGGUUUGGACAGAGAGACAAAGGAUUCAUACACAGUUACCGUUACCGCUCAGGAAUUAAAUGAAAACGACACGAACGAAGCAUUUCCGAGCAGUACGACUGUAAAUAUCACUUUCCAAGUUGGCGACGCCGAUGAUGAAAACGCAACAUUUAGUAAUCACAGUCGAGAAAAAACUUUGUUUGAAAACUCUUUGACAGGAACCUUUGUGGAAAUUGUGGGUCUCACUGCAAAAGACAAAGAUCUGUCUCCAAAUAACGUCUUCUACUUUGCGCUGGGCGGACGUGAUAGAGAUGCUUUUGACAUACGGAGUAGAAAGAUUACUGGCGAAGGGGGUGUGGACCUACGAGUUUGGAACAACACUGAUAAACUAGACUACGAGAAGUAUAAGUUCCUACAGUUUGAGAUAUACGCCCAAGACAUAUCCGGAGACAUUGUUUAUGAUACUGUUUAUGUCAACAUCACGUUGCUUGAUCAGAAUGACGAAACUCCCACUUUCAGUCAGGACGCUUAUGUUUUCUCCAUCCCUGAGAAUUCCAAAGAUGAAUUUGUCAACAUAACAGAGGCGACUGACAAAGAUUCUGAUGAGUUCAACCAAAUCACCUACGAACUCCUCGGCCAAGGAUCUGAUCCACAAUUUGUUAUCAACAAAACUACGGGGGAGAUAUACUCUAAAGUAGACGCCGCCCUGGAUUACGAAAUCCAGAAAGUGUAUUUCUUGACCUGUGUGGCGUCGGACUCCCAACGACGUGGAACGGCCACAGUGCAGAUAGAACUAAUGGAUGAGAAUGAUAACCCUCCGGAGUUCAAUCCCACGGAGUACACGGUGAACGUAGAAGAGAAUCAAAUACCUGACGAGUUUCUUGUACAAGUUACAGCAAGAGACAUAGAUGAUGCGAUCGAGAACAAAGAAAUCUUCUUUUCCUUGUUAAACACUUUUCUAUCAGAGAAAUUCCGUAUUGAUAAAAUAACUGCUACGACGGCAAUAAUUUCUCUGGACGACAUAUUAGACUUUGAGGAAGAUGGACCCUUGUUUAAUUUGACAGUGAUCGCUGCUAACAGAGGAAAUGUUUCCAAAAUGACAACUGCAAAUGUUAACAUUAACAUUCAGGAUAUGAAUGAUCACUCUCCAGUAUUCGUUGAGGAUGUAUUUGUCGGUGAAAUACCAGAAGAUGCCAAGAGAGGAGAUUUUGUUCUUCAAGUCAAAGCCGAGGAUAUGGACAGGGUCGGCUCUGCAAACGCCCGUAUUGACUAUUUCUUCAGAGAGACGGACGUCAGCGUCUCCGCUUUCCGCAUUGAGAUCUCAACGGGGAGAAUCACCGUCAACGACCAGCUCGAUCGAGACCUGGAGGCUUCGUACGAGCUAGAAGUAGAGGCUCUCGAUAGAGGAGAUCCCUACCAACCUCCCGGGAACUGCUCGGUGAUCAUCACCAUCUUAGACGUUAAUAACAAGAAGCCUACAUUCUCUGAGGAGACACCGGUUGAAGAGAUUAACGAGGGUGUCGUCAACGGUACGUUGAUAACGAUGGUUACAGCAUCGGAUUCAGAUGAAACGGCCGAAUUAGUCUACUCUUUUGACACAAUCAGUGGUUUUAACAAAGACGAUAAAAUUGAGCAAAAUUUCAGUGGCUGGUUCUCGAUCAAUCAAACUGGCGGUGUCUUCACUGUGAUUGAACUGGAUAGAGAAAAAGUUACACGCUUUGUGAUUCCAGUUGUUGUUAAAGAUGUAAAUGCGACCGAGGAACAAAUGGCAAUCGCCACAUUGAGUCUAACCAUUUUAGACGUUAACGACAACCCUCCAGCGUUCUCAGAUGUCGACUACGAGUUUGACGUUACCGAAAAUGACAUUGAGGGCACUAUCAUAUCGGCUAUAAUAAGCGCAACGGACAAAGACGAAGGUUCAAAUGGAGAGAUCAUUUUUGAUCUUGUAGAUGAUAAAAAUCUGAUGAAAAUUGAUCCAGAGACUGGUAUACUGCAAGUCAACGGUAUGUUUAACCGCGAGGAAAUGGCCACGUAUCACGCCCUCAUUGUAGCAACAGACAAAGGAGACCCUGUGCAAAAUACAACUAAAAACAUCACGAUCAGUAUUAUAGACGUUAACGAGUUCCCUCCGAAGUUUAAACUGAGUAACUACAGCGUUGCUCUUUUAGAGAAUUUCACGGCGGGUAUGGAGAUUCUGAGAGUGUCUGCAACGGAUCAAGACGCUGGAGAUAUAUUUGGUCAUGUGACUUUCGGCAUUGCCUCAGGAAACGCUGAUGACAUAUUCACCAUAAACGGAACAACGGGAGUGAUAAUGAUUAAAGAAGGCGCUAAGCUUGAUCGUGAGACAGAAGAGGAGCACAUCCUGACGAUUAAUGCUAUAGAUGGUGGCGGAAGAAGUGAGAAUGAAGCGGUGGAGAUUAUUGUUCUCGAUGUUAACGACAAUGCGCCGGUCUUCAACAAGUUUGAGCCGAGGUCUAUUCAGGAAACUGUACCAGAGGGUGAUAUUGUGUUUACAGUGACUGCGACAGAUGCUGAUCAACCCGGCACCCCUAGCUCACAAUUGGAAUACUCCAUUGAAGGGGGAAGCGAUAAGGCUGAAGAGCUGUUUAACAUCACCACUAGUGACAACACAGGAAAUAUUAUGGUCAAGUCAAGCUUGGCAAACAGGGUAGGCAUUUACUCCCUCUUAGUUGUUGUGAGGGAUGGAGGAUCGCCUUCGAACAAUGCCAAUGCCACGGUUCAGAUAACAGUCACAGAUGUCAACGAUGACCCUCCAGAAAUCACUUUCCCAACUGAUUUGAGUACCAUCUAUGUUGAAGAGAAUUCCACUGGAUUUGUUUUAAAUUUAACAGCACUCGACUCUGACGUGGGCAUAAAUGGCGAAAUUUACUUCAAGUUUGUACAGUCGUCGGAUGGACAAGAAUUCUUCGAACUCGACUCUAAGUCUAAUGAUGAUGGCGUUUGUAUGGUUUCCUUCAAAGAUGGUCAUGUGACUGACCGCGAGACAAAAGCAGAAUACGAAUUGACUAUAGAAGCAUACAAUAAAGGUGAUGGAAAUAAUAAGUUUGCCACUAGAGUAACGUUCAUCAUUAAGGUUAACGAUACGGAUGAUAAUGAGCCAAUAUUCUGGGAAGAUGAAUCAGAUCAGAGUAUUGAAUUCAGUGUCUUUGAGAACAAUGCGACAGCCGUUAUAGGUCUGGUGAGCGAGGCCACUGAUGCCGACGAGCCUUCAAACCAACUCAUCUUCUACUUCAUUGUCAACGGGAACACUGAAGACUGUUUUACUCUCAACAAGGAAUCCCGACAGCUUUCCUUAAAGAAAUCACUGGACCGUGAAAAGAACGAUACUUAUGAAAACAUCGUCAUUAAAGUAACGAGUGACUUCAAUUACGAUGAUUCGAUCAUCGUACCGUAUGAUCCGACGGACAACACUUUGUUACAAGUCACUGUCAAAGUCUUGGAUGUGAAUGAUAAUGGACCGAUAUUUACAUCUAAAUCUUACACCGGAGGAGUGGAGUAUAACACUGGGUUUGACAGUGAAGUCAUCGUAGUCAAAGCAAUAGAUGCAGACUUUGAAAGUAACGCCAUUGUUAACUACUUCAAGACAUCAGAGAAAAAAACAGACCCAGAUGGAACAGAUUAUCCAGAAAUCAUACCCACCUUCAAGGUUGAUAACUUGACCGGCUCGAUCCGAACACUGAGGAACUUUGAGAGUCGAGACACUGGUUACUUCACCCUGGAGAUUGUGGCAUAUGACAGUCUCAACUCUCAAUACAGAGACACUGCUACAGUAUCGAUUUAUCUGUUCAAUGAGGAUCAGCAAGUUAUUUUUACGUUUGCGCUGAGCACAGAUAACGUCAGGAAAAUCGAGGAAGAUUUCAAAGCGACUUUGGUGGAAGUGAUAGAAAAAUAUGGUGAUUUUGGCUCUUCAGCUAAACGGGCUGCCAAGACUGUUGAACCAGUUAUAGUUGUUGACGACCUACAAGUAUUUACUGUUGACAAUCAACCAGUACCAGGAAGGAGCGUCAUGAAACUUCAUGGAGUAAACAAAGAAGAUAACACAAUUAUCGAUCCCGUAAUUAUUGUCAAUUCGAUUGAUGUAGCGUAUGACUAUGUUGAUGAAUUCUAUGAAAAAUAUAAAGUCUUUGAAGUAUUGGGUCCAGAUUCAGUUCCGCCAGAACCGAGUGACUGGGUCCAGUGGCUUUUGGUUGGUAUCCUGAGCUUCUUCGUUGUUCUUGCAAUUGGCCUGGUGGUUACCAAUUGUAUUGUGACGUCAAGCUACAAGCGUAAACUACGUGCGGCUACAGCUGGACUUUAUGAGACCAAAUCUAAAGCUAAAGGAGCCUACAGUUUGCCAAAUACCAACAAAUAUGCGGAAGCUGGUUCAAAUCCAGUCUACACAAGAACUUUAAAUGAAGGCUAUGAAGUCGCACCUCUUAGCAACCAAGAUGCUCCAGAGUAUGAGGUGGUUUCUGAUCAGGAGAAUAAGAAACAGCCAAUUGGGAAUGGUUACUCGCAUCAGCAGGUAUCGUCCGAUCCUCUCAGUGAAGAGCAAGAAGUCACCAUGGAGAUGUAUGACGACUCGGCCGAUCACGAACAUGUUGAAGAUGAUGAAUUAGGCGAUCAACUUCUUCUAGAAGUCUUGAAAGAUUACGAUCAGCGCAAAACAACUGGGAGUAAUAGCCUGACGGGAUAUGCCAACUUCCCAGUCACAGAAAUAUAAUCACAAUAACUCUAUAAGAAGCUAAGUCAUUUUUAAAGCUUCGCAGUUUAAUUGUUUUGCUCUACAUAUGAGAUCACUGUGGACUUUCAUUUUUUUCACAGGAUUUUAGCAUCUUUUGGGUACAUUUUUUUUUUUAAGGGGGCAUCUAACAUGUUCACAGUCCUUCAAAGAAAAUGGAGAUAGGAGGGGGGUCAAAGACUAAGUACAUGUAGGGCUAUAAAAGGUGUGUAAAAUUUGUGUAUAAGUGGGUAAAUUUUACAUGAUUUGCAGUUGAACAAGGAAAAAUUUGCUGGAGCGGGUUAUGAACCAAUGACCUCCGGACUAAUGUGCCAGCACUCUAUCAACUAAGCUUUCUACCUCUUUGUUGGGUGGUCUACUUAUGUUGUCGAUUUCUUUGUUAAAGCCAUUGGACACUUUCGGGAAACAGUCUUGUCCAAGGCCCACAC